CAGGGGGAGGGGCUUAUGUAACCUUUAAAACCAAGUCUUUCAAAUCAAUUAUUGAUCAACGGGACGUGAGAAUCAAUCCAGUCACAAUUUUCAGUCACAUACCAAAAAAAGACCAAAUAAAAUCACUGAGGUUUAUUAUUUUUUAUGUUUAUAACAUGAUUUAGUUAAAAAACCCACUAAUUAUUAUAAAUAUUAUCAUUAUUUUUCUUUUUCAAAUUACAAUUGGGGAAACACCGCCCUCUAGCGACGCCUCCUGAGUACUACAGCUGAAGCGGCUUCAUCCGGAUUCUCCGGUCAGCUGAUUAAAAACCCGGAAGUAAACACUAUCCCCUCAGAGUUGCAGCAAGAAACAACUGCACGUGGAUUUAUUAAGUGUUCACGGAUGUUUUGUUGUGGUUUAUUGUUAUUUACGGUUGUUUUUAAAUUCAUGGGCGUGACGUCACAUCCUCAAAUAUCCUUCUAAAACAGCGUGGCUUUGAUUUUUGUGUCUGUUUUUCUGCAGCAGCUGUGGGUUUGUUUGUUUUCAUCACCCCCGGAUUUUCACUCGUUUCACUUCGUUUAGUCAGGUGGCCCAGUGAGGCUGCAGGUGCAGCUGCUGACCCCUCCUCCCGAUGAAGGUGUUUCGCAGUCCGGGUCGUCAUGGUUACGCCGUGGAAGCUUCACCGUUCCUGCCUCGCAGAUUUGCCUGCGCUGCCUCGCAGUUUUACGGCCUCACUGGCUGUGGUUCUCUCCUAGUCCUGGACGACUCUGACUCUGGAGUUACUCUAUUCAGAAGCUGGGAGUGGAGUGACGGUUUGUUCGACGUGACGUGGAGCGAAACCAACGAGCAUGUGUUGGUCGCUGGGGGCGGAGACGGCAGCCUGCAGCUGUGGGACACAGCCAAUCAAAGCGCUCCGCUGAGGGUGACCAGAGAACACACUCAAGAGGUGUACUCUGUAGACUGGAGUCAGACCAGAGGAGAAAACCUCAUCGUCUCUGGUUCGUGGGAUCAAACAUUGAAAGUGUGGGAUCCAACACUCAGCCGCUCACUGACGACGCUCAGAGGUCACGAAGGGGUCGUCUACAGCUCCGUUUGGUCGCCUCACAUCCCAGCAUGCUUUGCUUCAGCCUCAGGUGACGGGACGCUCCGGGUCUGGGACGUGAAAGCCGCCGCCUGCCGUUUGGUCAUCGCCGCUCACCACGCCGAGGUCCUGAGCUGCGAUUGGUGCAAAUACGACCAGAACAUUGUGGCCACAGGCUCAGUCGACUGCAGUGUGUGUGUGUGGGACCUGAGGAACGUACGACAGCCUGUCGCUCGACUGAGAGCUCAUAACUACGCCAUCCGCAGAGUCAAGUUUUCUCCGUUCGGUUCCACGCUGUUAGCAUCCUGUUCCUACGACUUCACAGUCAGUGAAUCCUUCGGCGAACGUCGUCGACCGAGACGGCGUCCGCUCGUGUUUGCGUUGAUUGUCUGUCGUUGUUGUUUUUUAAUCGUAAACCUCAGAGUGAAGCUGAGGCUGAGGGUGAUUCUCUGCUCACACUCCUUUUCUCCUUAUUACCUCUCAGAGUGGAUGGAUGGAGUCAUGGUUGAAGGUGGUAAUGACAGAGAGGACAGUGUCUGAUAAUGUGCGAUAAAGUGAACUGGUGUGUGUGUGUGUGUGUGUGAGAACUACAGCAGCCGCUGACUUAAUAAAAUCUGUAAUUUCAAGCACGACCGCCUCUGAGUUUCUUAUGAGACCACGUUGUUCUUCUUCCACAUCUCAUUCCCUUUUUCCCCCCUCACUUUAUUUCCCGCCUCUGUUCACAUCUGUGGACUUUUGCUCUCAAUGAAAACAAAAUGGCUGCCAGCAGACACACAAGGAA
This is a messenger RNA of Solea senegalensis (Senegalese sole), 1842 nucleotides long. Its product is annotated as peroxisomal targeting signal 2 receptor-like. Gene Ontology annotation, biological process: protein import into peroxisome matrix. Gene Ontology annotation, molecular function: protein binding. The transcript is spliced from 10 exons. NCBI's taxonomy places the organism in Eukaryota, Metazoa, Chordata, Actinopteri, Pleuronectiformes, Soleidae. Bases 612 to 1601 code for a protein of 329 amino acids. Gene Ontology annotation, cellular component: cytosol; peroxisomal matrix. The record is from RefSeq and is a predicted model, not a curated record.